AUGUUGAAGCUCAAGGAAAUAGAGAAGAGGAGUGAGGCCGAGCGGCAGAGGGCGGCUCUCGAGGAGAGGUUGGCGGCGGCCGAGGAGAGGAAGGUGGAACUAGAGGAGAAAAAGGCCGCAACCGAGGACAUGAAGCUGAUCGAGGAGAAGGCACUCAAUUUUAUGUUCAUGGACAUAUCUAGUCUUGAUCCCAAGGCAAAGGCCUAUGUUGUACUGUGUCGCGAUGAAAUGCUCAUGAGGCAAAUGAUGAUGGGAGGAGGCAUGGGAGGUGCCAUGGGUGGCUACAUGAACAUGAUGGGAGGUGCCAUGAAUGGUGCAUUUGAUGGAAAUAUGGGAGGUGGCUUCGGUGGCAACAUGGAAGGUGGCUUUGGUGGCAUGGGAGCAGGCUUCGGAGGCAACAUGACGGGCAUGGGAAAUGACUUUGGCGGCAACACAAUGGGCGGCUUUGGAGCAACAUGA
Molecule: messenger RNA, 459 nt
Organism: Aegilops tauschii subsp. strangulata
Lineage: Eukaryota; Viridiplantae; Streptophyta; Magnoliopsida; Poales; Poaceae
Source: RefSeq, a predicted model, not a curated record